GGACCAUGAUGUUUAUAGAUGACAGUCAUCAAGGAGGGAAAGAAGCAAAGUUAAAGGGGAAGACAGUAAUGGGACCUGCUUCUAUAUACUGUAUAAACCAUGGCUCUGUCAAAAAAGGCUGAAGGACGAGCCGGAGGUUGCAGAAAUGAAGAUGCUGACAUUUUGAAUCCUAUAUCCAUCCUGGCAGUGACCAAGAUAGACAAGAUUUAAAAUGUGCAGAUCAGAUCAGUUAAGGUGAACAUUUGGUUUUCAGGAAGGGUAAUAGUACGAGAAAGUGAAGAAAAAAAAAAGAGUCCAGUGUUCUGUGAACCGCAUUUUUGUAAUCACAAAUCUCUCGAUAGAAAUGCAAAUCAAUUACACACGUACGCAACUAUAACUCAGCACGCUUGUUUCUACAACUAUCGGAGAUUCUCUUCAAAAUGCUCAUGUAAAUGCAGACUCUUUUCUAAAACAUGGAAGCCAUAUUAAUUCCCACAGACAGGGGUGCAUGAAGGGAUGCUGUCUAUUCUUGACCUCAAACAAACGCGAAUCGAUGAGCAGCUUCACUCUCUCGCCAUUCUCUCUCAUUCUUUUUUGGAAUUUUGUCUCCUCUUCUUCGGACUCAAUAACAACUGCAGUUUUUUUUUUUUGUUUUGUAUUGACCAAUGGACCCGUGUACAGAUGAAAGCGGCAAAUAGCUAAGUUUACCUUCCAUCCAAUAAAAAUAUCUCCAUGCCAGAGAGAGAGAUCGUUGUUGCUAGGAGACUGAAGCAUCCCUUGAUGAAGGUGCUACAUCCCCCCCUCCCGCUCCUCUUAAGUCAUUCUCUUUCUUUGUAGCGCGCGCGGGCACACAGGCGAACGCAUACAAGCAAACAAAAUACACGUACACUAGAAGCAUAGAACUGGAUGGCGCGCAACCCCCCUCCGUGCCAUCUCUCUCUCUCUCUCGCUCUCUCUCUCUCUCUGUCUCUCUCUCUCUCUCUCUCUCUUAAUGCGACUCCUCUGAGGAGCCAGGAGUAGGCUAAGUAAAAGUUCUACCAGUUUUAGAUUUGGGUACAGGCACUGCAGGAUCCAGGUCGCGCAGGGCUGGAUUCCAAAUGGUGUUGCCUUCCAUGUGCAGUUCACUACAGCUCUCAAUGACUCUUUCAUUGCUCCAGCUCAAGCAUCCUUGGCCACUUGAUUUGACUCUACUGGACACUGCCUACCUAACGCAUAACUUCUCGCCCCUGAACUUCUCUUCAACUCCCCCUGAGUUACCCCUUUUGAAGUGUCUGUACACAUCAUAUGAACAAUCACCCGUCCUAAGUUCAACAUGGUGACUGAAGUUCCUGCUCUAAUCCUGAUAUUGAUGUCUCGGGAUAUCUUGCUGGCUGCUGGAGACUCACCUCAGUCUCGCUGGGAGGUCCGCAUUGAGGGGGACCUGGUCCUUGGUGGGUUGUUUCCCGUGCAUGAGAAAGGUUCUGGAGUGGAGGAGUGCGGUCGUGUAAACGAAGACAGAGGAAUACAGAGGCUGGAGGCUAUGUUAUUUGCCAUUGACAGGAUCAACAUGGACAACACUUUACUGCCUGGAAUCUCACUUGGGGUCCACAUUUUGGACACCUGCUCCAGAGACACAUACGCACUGGAGCAGGCUUUGGAGUUCGUAAGGGCCUCACUUGCGAAGGUGGACAACUCAGAGUUCAUCUGUCCAGAUGGAUCAUAUGCUUUGCAGGAAGAAAGCCCACUUGCAAUUGCUGGAGUCAUAGGAGGAUCCUUUAGCAGUGUCUCAAUACAGGUUGCCAAUCUCCUUCGGCUGUUCCAGAUCCCUCAGAUAAGCUACGCAUCUACAAGUGCCAAGCUAAGUGACAAAACACGCUAUGAUUACUUCGCCCGAACCGUGCCCCCAGAUUUCUAUCAGGCCAAAGCCAUGGCAGAGAUUCUUCGUUUCUUCAACUGGACAUACGUGUCCACUGUGGCAUCAGAAGGUGAUUAUGGUGAAACUGGCAUAGAAGCCUUUGAGCAAGAGGCUCGGAUGAGGAACAUUUGCAUUGCAACUUCAGAGAAGGUGGGACGAUCCAACGCUAAGAAGUCCUACGAAGCUGUGAUUCGUCAGCUACUACAGAAGCCAAAUGCCCGUGUAGCUGUCCUCUUCCUUCGUAGUGAUGACGCAAGAGAGCUGCUCUCAGCUGCUGCCCGCCUGAACACCUCUUUCAUUUGGGUGGCCAGUGAUGGCUGGGGCGCACAGGAAAGCAUUGUUAGGGGAAAUGAAGUCGCUGCUGAAGGGGCCAUUACACUUGAAUUGGCAGCAAAUCCCCUGCCUGAGUUCAACCGCUACUUCCUUAACUUGAACCCCAUCAAUAACGUUCGCAAUCCCUGGUACAGGGAAUUCUGGGAGCAGCGGUUCCAGUGCUCUUUGGGAGGAGGUGGAAGUACUGCACAAGGGGAGAGGCCUAUCCGCCCACCAUGCGACAAGAACUUGUCCAUGAACAAGAACAACUUUGAACCGGAGUCGAAAAUCAUGUUUGUGGUGAACGCAGUGUACGCUAUGGCCCGGGCUCUUCAUAACAUGCAACAGACCAUCUGCUCAAACACUAACAAGCUGUGUGACAGCAUGAAGACGUUGGAUGGACGCAGACUCUACAAGGACUACAUCCUCAACGUCACCUUCACAGCUCCUUUCUCUCCCCCUGGUAGUGAGACCAUAGUCAAGUUCGAUUCCCAGGGGGACGGCGUGGGUCGAUACAAUAUCUUCAGCUACCAGCGCUCUGGCGAUCGUUAUGGAUACGUGCCAGUGGGUGAAUGGGCCGAGACUCUAAGUUUAUACGGCGAUCUGAUUCACUGGCCUAGAGAAGUGGUGCCCACAUCGCAGUGCAGUGACCCCUGUGAGCGUAAUGAGAUGAAGAAAAUGCAGGCAGGUGAAUACUGCUGCUGGAUCUGUACAGCCUGUGAGCCUCAUGAAUACCUGCUUGAUGAGUUUACGUGCUUCCCAUGCGCUCCUGGCCAGUGGCCUACUGAUGACCUCACAUCCUGUUAUGACCUUCCUGAGGACUAUAUCAUGUGGGAAGAUGUCUGGGCUAUCGGUCCCAUUACAGUUGCCUGUGUAGGGUUCAUGUGCACCGGGCUGGUAUUUUGGGUGUUUAUCAGGCACAACGACACACCACUGGUGAAAGCUUCAGGCCAGGAGCUUUGUUACAUUCUUCUCCUGGGAGUCUUUAUGUCCUACGCUAUGACUUUCCUUCUCCUGGCAAAACCAUCUCCUGCCAUCUGUGCCCUGCGACGCCUUGGCUUGGGCACGUCGUUUGCCGUCUGCUACUCAGCACUUCUCACCAAAACCAACAGAAUUGCGCGGAUUUUUAAUGGCGUGAAAGAUGGGGUGGGCACAGUUAGGCCACGCUUCAUUAGCCCAUCAUCUCAGGUGUUCAUCUGUUUGAGUCUCAUUUCCGUGCAAUUGGUUAUGGUUUUGGUAUGGUUGCUGGUGGAGGUUCCCGGAACACGGCGUUUCACACUGCCGGAGAAGCAGAAGACUGUCAUCCUCAAGUGUAACGUCCGUGACUCCAGCAUGUUGUUGACACUCGCAUACAAUGUGCUGCUGGUCAUUCUGUGUACUGUGUAUGCCUUCAAGACUAGGAAGUGCCCAGAGAACUUCAACGAGGCUAAGUUCAUUGGAUUCACCAUGUACACGACCUGUAUAAUUUGGCUGGCCUUCCUCCCUAUCUUCUAUGUCACAUCAAGCGACUACAGGGUCCAGACAACCACUAUGUGCAUCUCAGUUAGCCUGAGUGGCUUUGUGGUCUUGGGCUGUAUGUUUGCACCUAAGGUUCAUAUCAUAAUGUUUCAACCCCAGAAGAAUGUGACCAGCCACAGACCGAACCUCAAUCGCUUCAGUCUUCUGUCAGUGCCCACUGCGUACCCACUGUGUGCAACGGGAGAGAAAUUGUGGACUCUACCACGUCCUCUCUGUGACCAGUCCCACAGUUCACGCUCUUAUUCCGUUUUUGUGACUGUUAAACGACUCAUUAACGCCAUCGUUCGUUCCGAACGCGUCCCUCCGCUCUAUACUGUACAUACACACUCGAUCUCUCUUGUGGACUAGAACUUAGACUCAGAAAUGCAGAAAGUGUGCUACUGUACUUAAAUUAUUUUUAGGCUUGUACAUAUAUGGGAUCUCCAUUGUUGUAAGUAGAAAAACAAAAGACAUUUUUAGACAUUUUCAGGGGUCUUUGUUUUCAAUAGCUUUGUUACGAUGUAAUGUAAAUAUAAAGGAUUUCCUGAUAAUGGGAGGGUGUAUGUCUGUGUGCGUCUCAGUCCAGAUAGAAACCUGGCUCUGCUUAACUCUCCUGCAAUACCUGAGAAUUUUUACUCUAAUAUUUUUUGUAGUUCUCACUGAUAUACCUUGUAAUUUCUGUAUGCCUUUCUAGGGUUUAUCUGUACUACCGUCUAUGAUGUUACCUGUGAUUUGCACAGCACAACAUUGGCAGCCAAGGUAUAAACUGCAGCAAAAAAUAAAAUAUGUGUGUGAGU
Messenger RNA from Cynoglossus semilaevis (tongue sole), 4479 nucleotides. It is a transcript of the gene grm3, whose product is annotated as glutamate receptor, metabotropic 3. The record is from RefSeq and is a predicted model, not a curated record. Bases 1292 to 4051 code for a protein of 919 amino acids. Gene Ontology annotation, cellular component: membrane. Gene Ontology annotation, molecular function: G protein-coupled receptor activity. The transcript is spliced from 12 exons. Gene Ontology annotation, biological process: G protein-coupled receptor signaling pathway. Lineage: Eukaryota; Metazoa; Chordata; Actinopteri; Pleuronectiformes; Cynoglossidae.